Molecule: messenger RNA, 3180 nt
Organism: Miniopterus natalensis
Lineage: Eukaryota; Metazoa; Chordata; Mammalia; Chiroptera; Miniopteridae
Gene: MYT1
Product: myelin transcription factor 1
Biological process (GO): regulation of transcription by RNA polymerase II
Cellular component (GO): nucleus
Molecular function (GO): RNA polymerase II cis-regulatory region sequence-specific DNA binding; DNA-binding transcription factor activity, RNA polymerase II-specific; zinc ion binding
Source: RefSeq, a predicted model, not a curated record
AUGAGCUUAGAGAAUGAGGACACUCGAGCUCGCACGCGAUCCAAGGCCCUGCGAGCACUCCCAGAGCCUGCAGGUGCUGACCUUAGCUGCCCCACCCCAGGAUGCACGGGCUCAGGACACAUCCGCGGCAAGUACUCCAGGCACCGAAGUUUGCAGAGCUGCCCUCUGGCCAAGAAGAGGAAGCUGGAGGGCGCCAAGGCCCAGCACCUGGUGUCCAAGCGGAAGUCACACCCCCUGAGGCUGGCUCUGGAUGAGGGCUAUGGUGUAGACAGUGACGGCAGCGAGGAUGCCGAGGUGAAGGACGCCUCUGUUUCCGAUGCGUCGGAAGGAACUCUGGAGGAAGACGAAGCUGAGAUGUCAGGACAGGAGGAGAUUCAUCGCCCAGGGCCAGCUGAAGGAAGCAGCCCCAUCCAGCCUCCUUGUGGUUCCGACCCCAUGGGCAGCCCCACAGGCUCCUCCACAGGCAGCUGCAGCAGCUGUCAGGAGAUCAUCGCAGCUUCUCUCCUGAACCUGGGCCAAGUUGCAGAAGAGGCACUGGCCGGGGAGGGCCUGGGCCAAGACGCCAUGCCGGGCCCCGGUGUCCAGCCCCUGGUUCAGGAGGAAGUGGAAGAAGGGGCCACCAGCGACGAAGGGGAGGAGGGUGUCUUCAUCCAGCCGGGGGGCGCGGAGGGAGUCAUCGGGGUCGCCCGUGCGUGCUCCCGGGAGCUGUGUCCCCAGUCCCUGGAGGGUGUGACCAGCGAGGAGUCCAGCCAGCCCAGUGUGUCCCUGGGUCCCGAGGAGGGGGAGGAGGACACUCCCGAUGUGACCUGCCAGGGGGGCGCCCCCCAGGCCCUCCCCCAGAAGGCCCCCGAGCCCCGCAGCCCUGAGCCGGAGGGCUCCAUCACAGUUGAGCUGCACUCUGAAGACAGCAGGGACGAGGUCCCGGACGAGUCUGAGAUGUACGACGUGAUGACCCGGGGGAACCUGGGCCUCCUGGAGCAGGCCAUCGCCCUGAAGGCCGAGCAGGUGCAUGCCCUGUGCCAGCCUGCGGAGCAGGGCCCAGGCGAGCCGCUGAAGGCGGCCAGGCCCCUGGAUGCCACGCGGAAGACCUACUGCAGCAAAGAUUCCUCAAGAGCAGAGAAACGGGAGAUCAAGUGUCCAACACCGGGCUGUGACGGAACUGGCCACGUGACGGGGCUGUACCCUCACCACCGCAGCCUGUCUGGGUGCCCCCACAAGGACAGGAUCCCUCCGGAGAUCUUGGCCAUGCACGAGAAUGUACUCAAGUGCCCCACCCCCGGCUGCACGGGCCAGGGCCACGUGAACAGCAACCGGAACACACACAGAAGCUUGUCCGGGUGUCCCAUUGCUGCUGCAGAAAAAUUAGCCAAAUCUCACGAGAAGCAACAGCCACAGACAGGAGAUCCUUCCAAGACUGGCUCUAGUUCCGAUCGGAUCCUCAGACCCAUGUGCUUUGUGAAGCAGCUCGAGGUCCCUCCAUACGGAAGCUACCGGCCCAGUGUGGCCCCUGCCACACCCAGGGCCAACCUGGCCAAGGAACUGGAGAAGUUCUCCAAGGUCACCUUCGACUACGCAAGUUUUGAUGCUCAGGUUUUUGGCAAACGCAUGCUUGCCCCAAAGAUUCAGACCAGCGAAACCUCACCUAAAGCCUUUAAAUGCUUCGACUACGCGCACGACGCCGAGGCUGCGCACAUGGCCGCCACCGCCAUCCUGAACCUCUCCACGCGCUGCUGGGAAAUGCCCGAGAACCUCAGCACGAAGCCACAGGACGUGCCCAGCAAGGCAGUGGAUGCCGAGGUCGAGGUGGAUGAAAACGGGACCCUGGACCUGAGUAUGCCCAAACAUCGCCGGCCGGAAGGCGCUUUCCCUAGCCGCAGCCCUGGAGUGAAGUCUCCAGAUGCCUCCCAGCGCCAGAGCAGCACCAGCACCCCUGGCAGCUCCAUGACCUCGCCCCAAUCCAACCAGGCCUCCCGCCAGGAUGAGUGGGACCGGCCUCUGGACUACACCAAGCCCAGCCGCCAGCGAGAGGGGGAGCCUGAGGAGUCAGAGCCAGCAGCCCAUUCUUUUGCUUCCUCUGAAGCAGAUGACCAGGAGGUGUCGGGGGAGAGUCCCGAGGAGCGGAAGUACCCGGGGGAAGUCACCCUGACCAGCUUUAAGCUGAAGUUUCUCUCCAAGGACAUAAAGAAGGAGCUGCUCACCUGUCCCACCCCCGGCUGUGACGGCAGCGGCCACAUCACUGGGAACUAUGCCUCCCACCGCAGCCUCUCUGGUUGCCCUCUUGCUGACAAGAGCCUCAGAAACCUCAUGGCUGCCCAUUCUGCUGACCUCAAGUGCCCCACGCCUGGCUGUGACGGCUCUGGCCACAUAACGGGGAACUAUGCUUCACACCGGAGCUUAUCAGGCUGCCCUCGUGCCAAGAAAAGUGGAGCCAAGGUGGCACCGCUGAAGGACGACAAGGAAGACCCGGAGCUGAUGAAGUGCCCAGUUCCAGGCUGCGUGGGGCUUGGUCACAUCAGUGGCAAAUACGCCUCUCACAGGAGUGCGUCGGGCUGCCCGCUGGCCUCCCGCAGGCAGAAGGAGGGCUCCCUCAACGGCUCCCCCUUCUCCUGGAAGCCGCUGAAGAGUGAAGGGCCCGCCUGCCCAACUCCCGGCUGUGACGGUUCUGGCCAUGCCAAUGGGAGCUUCCUCACUCACCGGAGCUUGUCCGGCUGUCCCAGAGCGACCUUUGCUGGAAAGAAGGGAAAACUCUCAGGGGAUGAAGUUCUCGGCAUGAAGUUUAAGACCAGUGACGUGCUGGAGAGCGAUGAAGACAUCAGGCAGCUGGACCAGGAGAUUCGGGACCUGAACGAGGCCAACUCAGAGGCGGAGGCCGCCAUGGCGCAGCUGCAGUCGCAGAUCUGCUCCAUGGAGAAGAGCCUGAGGACCAUCGAGCAGGAGAACAGGCUCAUCGAGGAGCAGAACGAAGCCCUCCUCCUGGAGCUGUCGGGCCUGAGCCAGGCUCUCAUCCAAAGUCUCGCUGACAUCCGCCUUCCACACAUGGAGCCAAUAUGUGAACAGAAUUUCGACGCCUACGUGAGCACCCUCACCGACAUGUACUCCAACAAGGAGUGCUACCGGAACCCCGAGAACAAGGACCUCCUGGAGAGCAUCAAGCAGGCCGUGAGGGGCAUCCAGGUCUAG